This is a messenger RNA of Fusarium subglutinans, 1092 nucleotides long. Its product is annotated as TAM domain protein. Bases 1 to 1092 code for a protein of 363 amino acids. The record is from RefSeq and is a predicted model, not a curated record. The transcript has 5 exons. Lineage: Eukaryota; Fungi; Ascomycota; Sordariomycetes; Hypocreales; Nectriaceae. Gene Ontology annotation, molecular function: methyltransferase activity.
AUGGACUGUAUGGUGGACCAACAGAGCGAGCGGCCGUUGGAGGGCCAGGACCGAGAUGCCCGCGGUGGGAACGAGGUCAAUGCCCGAAGUGGGGAAUUCACUUUCAACUGCUCCUCGAUGACUGACUUGAGGGCGACAGACGGGAGCGUUCCCUUGGGAGCUAAUUCUCAGGCUCAGUCUCAGUCUGCGGCCCGAUCAGCGUCUUCAGCAGAGCAUGCUUCAUCAGCGACGUCGAGUUUUAUCCAGGUCGAGGACUGGGAUGAUUCUGCUUCUUUGACGGAUAGUGUGCAGACGUUUCCCGAAGAGUUUGGUCGCACUUAUCAUGCUUAUCGUGCUGGAUCAUACCUAUUCCCUAAUGACAAUACAGAGCAAGAGAGACUCGGAAUCAUGGGCGAAUGCUAUAAGAUGAUUAUGAAAGGCAAGCUGUACAUGGCACCGCUCUCUACUAGAAGGCCACCAAAGAACAUCCUCGAUAUCGCCACCGGUAUAGGCGACUGGGCUAUCCAGAUGGGUGACAUCUUCCCCAAUGCGACAAUUAUCGGCACAGACCUGUCUCCCAUUCAACCGAACGACGUGCCUCCAAAUGUAUACUUCUACGUUGAAGACUCAAGCGACGAGUGGAUGUUUAACCACAAGUUCGACUAUAUCCACACCCGCAGCACAUCCGGAUGCUGGUCCGAUUUUGAGACGCAGAUAGCUCAGCAAGCCUUCAAUGCGCUUGAACCCGGCGGCUGGUUUGAGUCGCAAGAGACGGACUGCAUUCCUUUGUGCGACGACGACACACUCGAUCGUCAAGGCCCGGUUGCGACAUGGUGCAAUGAACUGAUAGCGGCGGCAGAUAAGCUAGAGCGUCCGGCUAUCUUUGGCGAAAAGCUCAAAGAGAUCUACGAGCGGGUUGGCUUUGUGGAUGUCCACCAACGUAUAAUCAAGAUGCCUAUCAACGGCUGGGCCAAGGACUCGCGACUCAAGCAAGUGGGAUGGAUGUGGGCUGAUCACAUGCUCGAUGGACUAUCUGGGUUCUCUUAUCAGCUCUUGAACAAGGCCUUUGAACGGACCAGUGCUCAGAUUGAGACAAUGCCUUUCAACUGCUAA